Amaranthus tricolor (Joseph's coat) is the source of this 1589-nucleotide messenger RNA. Its product is annotated as protochlorophyllide reductase, chloroplastic-like. The record is from RefSeq and is a predicted model, not a curated record. NCBI's taxonomy places the organism in Eukaryota, Viridiplantae, Streptophyta, Magnoliopsida, Caryophyllales, Amaranthaceae. The coding region runs from base 75 to 1283 and encodes 402 amino acids. Gene Ontology annotation, molecular function: protochlorophyllide reductase activity. The transcript is spliced from 5 exons.
UUGCCAUAUCUAACACUAUCUUAAAUAUCACUUCAUUAUACUCAAACUUGACACAUCAAAAAAUACACAUAAAAAUGCCACUUCAGGCUGCAUCUUUGCUUCCUUCUGCAUUAUCCAUCCCAAAGGAGGUGAAGUCGAAUGCUUGCCUCAAGGACUCGAACUUGUUUGGGGUCUCUCUUUUCGACUAUGUUAAACUUGAUUUCAGUUCCUCUGAUUUAAGGUGCAAGAGAGAAUGCAAUGUGACAAGAAAAACAAUCAGACCAAUCAGGGCACGAACUACUGCAGUAGCAACACCAGGUGUAACAAAAUCAAUGUCAGACCAAAAGAAAACACUAAGAAAAGGCAGUGUUAUAGUAACUGGUGCAUCCUCUGGUCUAGGCCUUGCAGCUGCCAAAGCACUGGCCGAGACUGGAAAGUGGCACGUAAUUAUGGCGUGCAGGGACUUCCUUAAGGCCGAAAGAGCAGCCAAAUCUGCUGGUAUGUCCAAAGAGAAUUACACCAUAAUGCACCUUGAUCUUGCCUCUCUUGACAGUGUGAGGCAGUUUGUGAACAACUUUAGGCAAUCAGGAAGGCCCCUUGAUGUUUUGGUUUGCAAUGCUGCUGUUUAUCUUCCUACUGCUCGAGAACCUGCCUAUACUGCUGAUGGGUUUGAGCUCAGUGUUGGGACUAACCAUCUCGGCCAUUUCUUGCUCUCAAGGUUGUUGCUCGAGGACUUGAACAAGUCCGACUAUCCUUCUAAAAGGGUAAUCAUAGUUGGAUCUAUAACAGGUAACACAAACACAUUGGCUGGGAAAGUGCCUCCAAAAGCGAACCUAGGAGACUUGAGGGGACUCGGAGGUGGAUUGAAUGGCUUAAACAGCUCUCCCAUGAUCGACGGAGGAGACUUUGACGGUGCCAAAGCGUACAAGGACAGCAAAGUCUGCAACAUGCUCACAAUGCAAGAAUUCCAUCGUCAAUACCAUGAAGAGACCGGUAUCACAUUUGCCUCUCUAUACCCUGGCUGCAUUGCCUCAACAGGACUGUUCAGAGAACAUAUCCCUUUAUUUAGGCUUCUUUUCCCUCCUUUCCAAAAGUUCAUCACAAAGGGCUUUGUCUCUGAAGAUGAAGCUGGAAGAAGACUUGCCCAAGUUGUGAGUGACCCAAGUUUAACAAAAUCAGGUGUAUAUUGGAGUUGGAACAAGGAUUCGGCCUCAUUCGAGAAUCAGCUUUCUCAAGAAGCCAGUGAUCCGGAAAAGGCCAAGAGAGUCUGGGAGAUUAGUGAAAAACUAGUUGGUUUAGCUUAGUAUCUUAAGGAAAUAUCACAAAUUUUAUCACAGAAUUGUGCAAAUGUGAGAGAAGUUAGCAUCCAAAUUUCUGGGGUUUUAGAUAGGCCUGAUAUGAUUGUGAUUUUGCGCAGUUUGUAAGUAGUUUUCUUUUUCGGAUUCGUAAUAAAAACCUUCUAAUCCCUUUGAUAAAUUGAAGAUGUCCCUCAAAUUGAAUAUAGGACAAAAAAGCAACAUAGUCUUCAAUAGUGCCACACAAGAAUGAAUAGAAAGCUAUGGCAUGCCCGCAAUGUUGCCAUUCAUAUCCCAAUUUCUACAAGAACAUGU